AUGGUUAAGCGUUUGGCUUCUUCCCCUUUUGCUGCUUCAUCACAGGCGUCUGAUAACUCUACUUGGGGCUUUGGACAGUCAUAUUCUGUUCCUGCACUUGACAGUUCGGCUUCACCUUUUGGUGUCCUUUCGGAAGCACAACACAACCAUCACAGCCCUGCAUUCACUUUUCCUUCAUCUUCACCUUUUGGUGCCUCAAGCAGUCCUGCUUUUGGUUCCACAAACAUACAUGGCUUUGGUGCCUCAAGCAGUCCUGCUCUUGGUUCCACAAACAUGCAUGGCUUUGGUGCCCCUGCAUUCACUUUCGCUUCAUCUUCACCUUUUGGUGCCUCAAGCAGUCCUGCUCUUGGUUUCACAAACAUACAUGGCUUUGGUGCCUCAAGCAGUCCUGCUCUUGGUUUCACAAACAUACAUGGCUUUGGUGCAUCAAGCAGUCCUGCUCUUGGUUCCACAAACUUACGUGGCUUUGGUGCGUCGAUCACUCCUUCUUUUGGCUCCUUCAACACACCUGCCUUUGGUUCCUCAAGCACUCCUUUAUUUGGCAACGUCAAUGCCUAUGUGGAGUUGCUUUUGCUGCAUCAGAUCCUGCCAUGGGGCAUCAAGUACCGUGUUUUGUACUUUUGUCUCCUCCUCCCUUGCGUUUCGACAGCCUGCUAUAUCAUUCAGUAG
Molecule: messenger RNA, 669 nt
Organism: Microthlaspi erraticum
Lineage: Eukaryota; Viridiplantae; Streptophyta; Magnoliopsida; Brassicales; Brassicaceae
Source: the annotation of a GenBank genome assembly